GUUUGAUCAGGACUCACCAGUCCUUUCUCCCUCUCUAGAGCUUUAUCUUUCUCCUUUGUUUCGAAAUGAGCCAGAUUGUGUACAGAUCAACUGCCAUGGAGUCUAACCGAGCUACGGACUCGGAGACUAUCAAGUUUCUCUGUAGCUAUGGCGGAAAGAUCCUCCCUCGCUCUACCGACGGCAACCUUCGCUAUGUCGGCGGUCUCACCCGUGUCCUCGCCGUCGAUCGCUCUAUUUCCCAUGCAGAGUUAAUGGUUAAGAUCGGUGAGUUCUGUGGCUAUUCCGUUACUCUGAGGUGUCAGUUACCGAGCGGAGAUUUGGAAACCCUAGUUUCAAUCACCUCCGAUGAAGAUUUGGCCAAUAUUAUUGAAGAAUACGAUCGAGCUUCGUCGUCGAUGUCCCAUCCUCCGAAAAUCAGAGCUAUUCUUUCGCCGCCGAAAUCUCUCAAGAAAAUCUCCCCUCCUCCAUCGUCUACUCCCAGCGACGUCGAUUCCUAUGCGUACGGAUCUCCGUUCGUAUCGGCCGGUUUGUUGAAGAACUCGGUGGCAUAUCACCCCGUCCCGCGUACUCGGAAUUGCUCCGAAAAUGCUUAUCUCUAUAAUUGCCAUAUCCAGGAAAACCCUAGAGUUCUGUAUCCGUAUUCCUGGGGUGUUCCUCGCUGCAAUCACUUGCGCCGGGGCCCCAAAAUAUAGACACAUAUCAAGGAAAUUACACACAAAGCAAAGAUAAAUUGAGGGGUGUCAGAAAAAUUAGUACAAUACAUUAAAAAAAUAAGAAGAGGUGAGUGUAUAUACCUGAAUUAAAUGUCGUGAUUUUGAUCGGAUUUUGAAGGAUUUUUUCAAUGAGUUCUUACAAGA
Juglans regia (Persian walnut) is the source of this 857-nucleotide messenger RNA. RefSeq lists its product as uncharacterized. Gene Ontology annotation, molecular function: protein binding. The record is from RefSeq and is a predicted model, not a curated record. The transcript is spliced from 2 exons. NCBI's taxonomy places the organism in Eukaryota, Viridiplantae, Streptophyta, Magnoliopsida, Fagales, Juglandaceae. Bases 66 to 692 code for a protein of 208 amino acids.